Molecule: messenger RNA, 1347 nt
Organism: Penicillium malachiteum
Lineage: Eukaryota; Fungi; Ascomycota; Eurotiomycetes; Eurotiales; Aspergillaceae
Product: serine hydrolase domain-containing protein
Exons: 4
Coding region: 1-1347 (448 amino acids)
Source: RefSeq, a predicted model, not a curated record
AUGGAUUUUAUUCCUGAGCUUCGGCGGGUUGCCCACCAGCAAAAGCGGAAUAUAACAAAGCCAGAGGACACUGUUGACUUUGCACAGUGGGGAGAAAUAACUGUUGGGGAUUUGGCGGGCCAGAUGGCAGGGAUUGCUCGAGACUACGGCUUGAACGAUUUGGCCGCUACGACUCCACUAUAUGCAUUGGAAUCUCAGGGAUUUUCAGCUCUUACGGCUGCUGAAAUCCCUGCAUGUGUAUCCAGUGGAACAUGCAAUAGAAGUGAGCUCUUUCUUGGUCUCCCAAGGAGCCAUCCUACUUUUCCAACCAGCCAUUCGCCAGCAUACUCAAACGCAGCCUUCCAGAUUCUCGCAUACGCACUAGAAAAAAUCACCAACAGCAACUUCGCUAGUCUACUCUCCGAUGCUAUUAUAAAACCUUUGAAUCUUUCCAAAUCAAGUAUAUUACCUCCUGAUGCACAGUAUGGUGUUAUUCCUGGGACAGAGGCAUCUAGUUAUUGGAGCUUUCCACUUGGCGAAGAGGCACCAGCCGGCGGAUUCUACUCCUCCGCAAACGAUCUCAGCACGGUUUCUCGCUCGAUACUUUCAAAUACCCUUCUUUCUCCCGCAGUCACUCGUCGCUGGCUAAAACCGAUAUCUCAUACAUCCUCUCUCGACUUCGCAGUUGGCCAGCCCUGGGAAAUAUUCUCAUUCCAAGAAGGAAGAACGAUCGAUCUUUUUACCAAAAUGGGUAACAUUAUUGCGUAUGGAGCAGCCAUGGCUCUUUCACCAGAUCAUAAUGCCGGCUUCUCCGUGCUUGUGGCUGGUCCAAAUCCCGCAUUGGCAUCGGAUACUCUCACCAGACUCAGUGAUCUGCUCUCAACAAAUCUGAUCCGUGCACUGGAAGGGGCUGCCAAGGAUGAAGCUCAAAAGUUUACUGGGACCUACGUUAACACAGCCCCUAACACUAAUUCCUCUAUCGCGCUGGCUAUUGAUUCUGGUCCAGGUAUAAGCGUCACCUCUUGGAUAAAUGACGGGGUAAAUGUGCUGCAGACAGUUCAAGUUUUCUACCAGAUUCCUACUCUCGCCGAUGUCAGCGUGCGCCUUUAUUAUACAGCUCUCGAUCACCAAGUAGAGUCUGGUUCCACUUUCAUCAGCUUCAGAGCUGUUAUGCGUAGCCUUGCAGACACCAACACCCCAACUGCUUUUCAAGGCCCAAUUGGUAAUUCCUGUCACUCGUGGCAGCUGGUUGAUGGCGUUAUUUACGGUAAUGUCGGUCUUGAUGAGUUUUUAUUUGAGGUCAAUGAAGAUGGCCAAGUCAUCUCGAUUCAACCAAGGGCCUUGAGGGUGACUUUGACCAAGCAGUAA